CACUGGGACUUCCUCAAAAAAACAAAAACAAAAAAAAACCUUGUUCUGGUAUCCAGUAUCAUUGGUGGCUUUUGCAUGUGAUUUUCUAAUCAGGAUGGAGGUUCUGUCCUUGGGUAUAAAUAUAUGAGCUCUCCCUCUGGGAUGUACUGCAUCUACUGAGCAGAGCAGAGCAGUUAACCUAGAUUGAGCAUCUCCACCAUGAAGACAGCUGGUGUCUUCAUGGUCCUCCCUCUGGUACUUUUAUGUUGCUUCUCAGGUAUUGCCAGUGAACCUCCGAAUCAGUUGCAGAAUGAUUGCAGUGCUUAUCCAAAAGCAAAGGGCCAAACCUUCCUCUGUACGACAGAGUACCGUCCUGUCUGUGGCACCAAUGGUGUGACGUACAACAACAUAUGUUUUUUGUGCACCAGAAAAUGGGAAACUGGAGGCAAGUUUAACCUACUGCAUGAGGGAGUAUGUAUGAAAAAGAUUGAUUGCAGUAGAUACCUACAAACAAAAGACUCACGCAAGAUAUCCUGUCCACGAAUCUAUAUGCCAGUCUGUGGAACUGAUGGUGUCACUUACAGCAAUGAAUGUCUGCUGUGUGCAGAAAUCUUAAAGGGGGUUACCAUAGGUCUGGCACAUAAAGGAAAAUGUAAGGAGAAGGAUGUCUGUGGUGAGUUCCCAAAUCCACAAAAGGGUAAACACAUUUACUGCACAGCGAUUUACAGACCUGUCUGUGGCACAGAUGGGAUCACAUAUAGCAACAAAUGUAACUUGUGUUCAGCAAGAUGGAUAACUGGAGUUAACAUUGGCAUAAAGCAUGAAGGCAGAUGUAACCGAAAGAUUAACUAAUGGAAGAAUUGGCUUAAAACAGAAAAUAUUAUGCUUCAGUAUAAAUGAUAAAUUCUUCUGAUUCCUUUAUGUAAAGAUAUAGUUGCCAUUUGUCCUGUUCAUCCAGCAUUCCUGAUGGCAUUACCAUCUUGAAUUGGUGGUUCAAUAAAACAAAUUUAGCAGAAA
Molecule: messenger RNA, 996 nt
Organism: Dermochelys coriacea (leatherback sea turtle)
Lineage: Eukaryota; Metazoa; Chordata; Testudines; Dermochelyidae
Product: ovomucoid-like
Exons: 9
Coding region: 199-831 (210 amino acids)
Molecular function (GO): serine-type endopeptidase inhibitor activity; protein binding
Source: RefSeq, a predicted model, not a curated record